CUGUAUAUACAUUUAAUAUGCCUUUCAUGAAGACAAGCUUGGAACACUUAAAAGUCAAGGUACCACUACACCAUUAAUGUUGAGACAUUUUUAUAUUUCAUAGGAAGGACAUCCAUAUUACUAACCUGGUCUACAUGAUGUCAUAAAGGCAAAGCCACAAGAACAUAGGGAGUGGAAUGUAUUGUUAAUGUAUAUCGUGUGAGUUCAAAGUUAUGAGCAGAACUAGAUGGAACAGAAUAAUAAUAGAAUAGAAAAGUAAGAAACUCAAAACAGUUUAUUUUCAUUUAUUCCUUUUUAUUGGUGGUUUUGGACAUUUCAGAGCUCAAAAUGCCUGCUGCUGUGGAGUGGGAUGAUGUGAAGAAGCUGGACCCGGCGACCCUCCAUGAGCGUUACAAGGAUGAACUGGACAGCUUCAUCGACCUUCUCACCUCGGCAGAAGAGUGGGAGAUGGAGCGGCGAGCUCAGGAGGACGUCGUCCACAUACUGCGAGUGUUUCAGGCCUUGCUCAAGAUGAAACAUCAGGAAGCGACUUUGGCCGAACGGUUAGUUGAAGAACAAGAGAAAAAUGAGAACACGCUUCUCAUCAAGGUGUCCAGACUGGAGGAAGAACUAACGUAUGCAGGCACUGGUCCAGAAAACCGCUUUCUGAGGAAUGAAAUCCAGCAGCUGAAGGGUCAGCUGAGGCACAAGGAGGAGAUGGUCAACCAGCUGAAGAAAGAAAUAAAAAGAGAGAAGAAGACCUCGGAGAAGCUAUUUUUGCAAGCGGAGUCUGCAGAGGAAGACCUGAAGAUGUUGAAAAGAGAGAACACGCAGCUCCAGCAGGACGUCGACUUUUAUCAUGGCGAGUUGGCGCUUAAGGAGUCGGAUGUGUCCAAAGAGGAGACCGCAGAGACUCAGCAGAAGCUCAUCUUGGCCAACCGACAGCUCUCCCAAUGCAUGGACGAACUUCAGCAAGCGGAGGAAGAAAUCUUGCGACUGAAAGCGGACAACCUACGCAUGCAGAAAUGUGUGAUGGAAUCCACCAAGGAGAUGGAGAAGAUGAGUGAUGAGUACAACCAGAUCAAGAUGGCCGUCCACCAGUGCGACUCUGAGACCGACCAGCUGCGGAAAGAGAGGGAUCGCGCCGAGCUGCAGGUCAGGGAGCUGACGCAGAAGAUUACUGACAUGGCGGAAGAGGACGACCCCAUUUUGGUAGAAGUGGAUGCUAAAGUUGAGGAAUGGAAGAAAGUGCUGUCGGAAAAGGAUGAGGACAUUAUGUUGCACCAGCAGAUGAUCCGUGACCUUCAACAGAAGUUGCGCCUAGCCCAGCUGGACGUGGACAGAAACAACAGUCUUGCCUUGGAGCAGGCUUUAGAGGAGCGAGAUAAUCAGAUUAAGACGCUGAGGGAGCAAGUGGAGCAGUACACAGACGAAAUGAAGAUACAGACACUCUUCAUGGAAAGUCUGAAGUUGCCCAAAAAGGGAGGCGGAAGUGCAUUUAUGGACACUCAAGCACUGGUCCAGGAGAGAAAGACGGAGGAGCUUUUGUCCAAGUGGGACGCUGCCGAGAUGAGAGCAACAGAAGCGGAGGAGGCUUUGAAACAAGCGGAAGAUCACGCAGAGGAAAAAGAUCGGGAGCUCAUCGAGGUCUCCAAGCGCCUGAAAGCGUAUGAGCGUGGCAUUUACGGCCUGGAAGAAGCCAUCAACGAGAUUAAUGAGUGUAAAAUUCAAAUCCGAAGGGGAGAGUUGGAGUUAGAGGCCGUGACCAAAGAGAACAACCAAGUGUACAUAACAAUCAACCAGCUCAUAGAGGAAAAUGAGGACUUCCGGGAAAGACUCGGCUAUGAACCCAGCCAGCAGAUCGACCUUAGCGAGUUCAGGCGAGCCAGAGGUCUUAAACAACGGCAGUACAAAGCCGAAAAUGAAGUCCUGACGAAAGAGAUUGAACGUCUUGAAGAGGAACGACUAGUGAUGAAGAAACAAGUUCGACACCUCGCCAAACAAAAAGGGCUGCCACCAUCCAAGUGGGGGGAGGACGAUGACGAAUUCAUCCACACUGUAAAAUGGCUCCCAACUCCGACGCAAAACAUCACCACACCCAUGAUUGAAGAGCCCCAACCUAUGUUUGACAUUUUGAAAGACAAAUUGUGUCAGAAGGUUGAAGUUCGGGAAGAAGCGGUGACCAUGUCAAAGAGGGAGGGAGAACUCAACAGAUCUCAAGUUAGGGAAGAAGCGACAACCCUGUCAAAGAGGGAGGCAGAACGCAACAAAUCUCAAGUUAGGGAAGAAGCAGUGGCCAUGUCAAAGAGGGAGGCAGAACGCAACAAAUCUCAAGUUUGGGAAGAAGCAGUGGCCAUGUCAAAGAGGGAGGCAGAACGCAACAAAUCUCAAGUUUGGGAAGAAGCAGUGGCCAUGUCAAAGAGGGAGGCAGAACGCAACAAAUCUCAAGUUUGGGAAGAAGCAGUGGCCAUGUCAAAGAGGGAGGCAGAACGCAACAAAUCUCAAGUUAGGGAAGAAGCAGUGACCACGUCAAAGAGGGAGGCAGAACGCAACAAAUCUCAAGUUUGGGAAGAAGCAGUGGCCACGUCAAAGAGGGAGGCAGAACGCAACAAAUCUCAAGUUAGGGAAGAAGCAGUGACCACGUCAAAGAGGGAGGCAGAACGCAACAAAUCUCAAGUUUGGGAAGAAGCAGUGGCCACGUCAAAGAGGGAGGCAGAACUCAACAAAUCUCAAGUUAGGGAAGAAGCAGUGGCCAUGUCAAAGAGGGAGGCAGAACGCAACAAAUCUCAAGUUUGGGAAGAAGCAGUGGCCAUGUCAAAGAGGGAGGCAGAACGCAACAAAUCUCAAGUUAGGGAAGAAGCAGUGGCCAUGUCAAAGAGGGAGGCAGAACUCAACAAAUCUCAAGUUUGGGAAGAAGCAGUGGCCAUGUCAAAGAGGGAGGCAGAACGCAACAAAUCUCAAGUUAGGGAAGAAGCAGUGGCCAUGUCAAAGAGGGAGGCAGAACGCAACAAAUCUCAAGUUUGGGAAGAAGCAGUGGCCAUGUCAAAGAGGGAGGCAGAAAUCAACAAAUCUCAUGUUAGGGAAGAAGCGACGACCCUGUCAAAGAGGGAGGCAGAACGCAACCAAUCUCAAGUUUGGGAAGAAGCAGCGACCACGUCAAAGAGGGAGGCAGAACUCAACAAAUCUCAAGUUAGGGAAGAAGCGGCGACCCUGUCAAAGAGGGAGGCAGAACGCAACAAAUCUCAAGUUAGGGAAGAAGCGGCGACCACGUCAAAGAGGGAGGCAGAACGCAACAAAUCUCAAGUUUGGGAAGAAGCAGUGACCAUGUCAAAGAGGGAGGCAGAACUCAACAAAUCUCAAGUUAGGGAAGAAGCGGCGACCAUGUCAAAGAGGGAGGCAGAACGCAACAAAUCUCAAGUUUGGGAAGAAGCAGUGGCCAUGUCAAAGAGGGAGGCAGAACGCAACAAAUCUCAAGUUAGGGAAGAAGCAGUGGCCAUGUCAAAGAGGGAGGCAGAACUCAACAAAUCUCAAGUUAGGGAAGAAGCGGCGACCAUGUCAAAGAGGGAGGCAGAACGCAACAAAUCUCAAGUUUGGGAAGAAGCAGUGGCCAUGUCAAAGAGGGAGGCAGAACGCAACAAAUCUCAAGUUAGGGAAGAAGCAGUGGCCAUGUCAAAGAGGGAGGCAGAACUCAACAAAUCUCAAGUUAGGGAAGAAGCGGCGACCAUGUCAAAGAGGGAGGCAGAACGCAACAAAUCUCAAGUUUGGGAAGAAGCAGUGACCAUGUCAAAGAGGGAGGCAGAACUCAACAAAUCUCAAGUUAGGGAAGAAGCGGCGACCCUGUCAAAGAGGGAGGCAGAACUCAACAAAUCUCAAGUUUGGGAAGAAGCAGUGGCCAUGUCAAAGAGGGAGGCAGAACUCAACAAAUCUCAAGUUAGGGAAGAAGCGGCGACCAUGUCAAAGAGGGAGGCAGAACGCAACAAAUCUCAAGUUUGGGAAGAAGCAGUGACCAUGUCAAAGAGGGAGGCAGAACUCAACAAAUCUCAAGUUAGGGAAGAAGCGGCGACCCUGUCAAAGAGGGAGGCAGAACGCAACAAAUCUCAAGUUUGGGAAGAAGCAGUGGCCAUGUCAAAGAGGGAGGCAGAACGCAACAAAUCUCAAGUUAGGGAAGAAGCAGUGGCCAUGUCAAAGAGGGAGGCAGAACUCAACAAAUCUCAAGUUUGGGAAGAAGCGGCGACCCUGUCAAAGAGGGAGGCAGAACUCAACAAAUCUCAAGUUUGGGAAGAAGCGGCGACCCUGUCAAAGAGGGAGGCAGAACUCAACAAAUCUCAAGUUUGGGAAGAAGCAGUGGCCAUGUCAAAGAGGGAGGCAGAACUCAACAAAUCUCAAGUUUGGGAAGAAGCGGCGACCCUGUCAAAGAGGGAGGCAGAACUCAACAAAUCUCAAGUUUGGGAAGAAGCGGCGACCCUGUCAAAGAGGGAGGCAGAACUCAACAAAUCUCAAGUUUGGGAAGAAGCAGUGGCCCUGUCAAAGAGGGAGGCAGAACUCAACAAAUCUCAAGUUUGGGAAGAAGCAGUGGCCAUGUCAAAGAGGGAGGCAGAACUCAACAAAUCUCAAGUUUGGGAAGAAGCGGUGACCAUGUCAAAGAGGGAGGCAGAACUCUACAAGCGUCAGUUCCAGUUUAAACUGGAGCAGCUCUCCAAAGAGAAAGGUGACCUGGAGGCCGCACUUAAAGACGUCCUCCAGGCCUUGAAGACUAAAGACACCACGAGCAUCCCCAGUCUGACAAGGCUGACCAAUCAUAACCUGAAGGUCUUUGCCAGCGACAUGGUGGCGAGCCUCCAAGAGGAGCAUUUGAAGGCUAUUCAGGAGAGGACGAAGGCCGAACAGGAGAGCAGGAGGACCAGGAGGAAGUUUGACAAUCAGGAGCAGAGGCUUCAAGAGAUGAAGGAAACCUGCAGAUGUUUGGAAGAGAAACUACAAGACAAGUCCAGCGAAGAGGCAAACAGCCAUGCUACCCUGAAGCUGGCACACAAGUCCGUCAAAGAUCUCCAACGUCGACUCAACAAUAAAGAAGACGUGAUUAAAAAGUACCAGAACCAACUGACGCAAGUGGGAAAGGAUCAAGAAGAGAUGAUAAAAACACACGCUGAGGAGAUGAAGAUGCUGUAUCAGAAGUUGGACUCCAACAACAACAUGGCUCUGGAUCGUCUCAAACGGCAAGCAGCGGAAGCAAUGAAGAAUCCCAGCAUCGGCGCCUCCACGACCAAACAUCUGGACCGCGUGAGUGAGUUGGAGCAGAUGGUGGCCGAACAGGACAUGUUGCUCGCAUCCGUUAACAGGAAGCUGAAGAUGGCCACCGCUGAGUCGGAACGACACAAAGCAACCGUGGAAAUACAAGCCAAAAAGCACGCCGAUGAGAUCUCCAGGCUGAAGAGGUCUCACGCGGCGGAGUUGGAAGAUGUGAGUUUUGAGACCAAAGACCAAAGGAGCCAAAUUGCAGAUCUGAAGAAGGAGGUGGACUCCCUCCAGAACGAGCUGGAGAGCCAGAAGGAGGCCUGCGUUAUGUCCGCGAGCAACACCUUGAAGAACAUGGUGGAAAGCCUCAAGCUGCAACUGGUCCAAAAAGAGAAACAGAUCAAGGCUCUCAGCAAAGUUCUAAUCGGAAUGCGGUCCCAAGUGGCGUCUGCCUCAGAACAACGAGUCUUGGUGAACACCGCGCAGACCGAUGAGAAACUCAACAUUCAGAAGUUGGUUGACAAGCACACCAAAGACUUGAAAGCUCAAGUGCAGGAGCUGAGCAGUCAACUGGAAGCGGCAAACGAUUCAUCCAGAAAGAAUGACAGCAAGUUGAAGGUUCAGGUGGACAACCUCAGCAAGAGGCUGCUGAAGAGCCUCAGCGUUCAGAAGGCGCUGCGCACUCAGUUGGAGGAGAAAGAACAAGAGUUCCUUGUGGUGGAGAAGCAACUCAAGAACCGCGUUGACCCCGUUCAGAGCAAAGAAAAAGUAAUGCAGUGGGAAGAGGCUAAGAAAUGGCGGUCCAGAUUGGAUAAGGUCAAGCGCCUUCUGAAGGACAAGGAACAACAAAACUACUUCCUGACCAGGCAGCUCAUUUCUAUAAAGGACCUCUAUGCCAAGCUGGAGCAAGAAAAGAACGCAACACCGAAGAAGACCAAGGCAAGGCCAGUGACGGCUGAUCGGGUAGCAGAGAAGGAGACUCAGCAGAUCCCGGCCAAGCCACAACAGCCAUUGAAUGCCGAGGAAAAGAACCAGUCCCUGGAGGAGAGACUGCGAUCCUUAGAAGAGCACAUUUCGAACAAGUCUUCGGCAUCACCGCUUGCGCCAAAGAAAGAUUCUGAAGCUCCCUCGCCAAGUGACGGAUACCUCAAGAAAGAGAACCUCAAGCUAGCCUCUGAGAAUCUGGAGCUGCGCCUCCAGCUCGCGCAAGCCAACAUAGACGUGCCGAGAUUCAAGCGUACAGUUGCAAGUCUGGAGCAGAUGUGCAGUGCACUGAAGAAUGACAAUGCUGAAAGUCUUUCUCAAACAUGUAAAGCAGAUACGUUUAACAUUGCUGACAACGUGGGGGCGGACACAGACGCCACAGAGGAAGUCAACAAGCCGAAUAAAGACAACGCAGCACGAGAACAAAAGCCAGGCAAGACCAGCGAUCCAAAUGGAGAGAUCCCUCCAAGCAACAUAGAUACCAAGGAGCCAAGAAGUCCCGAGCAGGCGGCUCGCAAGCAACUUUGAAAGUUACAGGAAGGAUUUCAUUGAUUCAUAAUUUCUCGCCAUUCAAAGUAUUUUUUAAGAUGGUAACACAGGGAAUUCU
Messenger RNA from Hippocampus zosterae (dwarf seahorse), 6805 nucleotides. RefSeq names its product centrosomal protein of 290 kDa-like. Bases 328 to 6726 code for a protein of 2132 amino acids. The record is from RefSeq and is a predicted model, not a curated record. The transcript is spliced from 34 exons. Gene Ontology annotation, biological process: camera-type eye development; kidney development. NCBI's taxonomy places the organism in Eukaryota, Metazoa, Chordata, Actinopteri, Syngnathiformes, Syngnathidae.